Cutaneotrichosporon oleaginosum is the source of this 996-nucleotide messenger RNA. The record is from RefSeq and is a predicted model, not a curated record. NCBI's taxonomy places the organism in Eukaryota, Fungi, Basidiomycota, Tremellomycetes, Trichosporonales, Trichosporonaceae.
GCGGGAUGGCGUUAGGAUGCAAAUAUUGAACCUGUUCUGCGCGAGCUCGUCUACCCUCACGAGCCUCAUCGCACCUACAAACAGCCGGUACUACUCCGAAUGACUCGCAUUCUCCUUGUCGCAUCAGUUCUGUACGAAGCCAUCCUCAACAACUGUGUAGUGACGCUCCGCGAAAUCUUCUACCGUGACGUCGCACUCUUCAGGCGCCAGGGAAUUGUCGAUGGGAUCGUUGACGACAUCGUCGCUACCAUUGGGCUGAGGCGCGCUGAUUUCCAUGUCUGUGCUGCAGCGAAGGGCUUGAUCGCCUCCAACGCCCUCAAGGUGAAUUUGACAAACGGAGACAGCCUGUCUAUAUCGUCUGCUACAGGGAAGGGCUUUCCAGACCUGGCCUCGCUCCAGCUGCUCCGGCGACUGGCUGAUCAGUUUCCUGCCGCUCGCAUCGGCGUCCUCGUUGACGCGGAUCCCUCAGGCAUUGCAAUCUUAUCCGCCUAUGCGUACGGCUCAAAGGCGAACCGCCACUCCGAACAGCAUUCUGGGCUCCCCCUCGGCGACCGCAUUGAGUAUUUGGGAGUUAAAGCAACAGAGUGGUCUGCGGUGGCUCGGUAUGAAGAUCUUCUGCCACUCAGUCCCCGUGACGCGCGGCUAGCGAAGAAGAUGUGCGCCGACCUCGCAAACGUCAAUCCUACCUGGAGGCGAGAGCUCGUUCACAUGCUCCAUCUCAACCGCAAAGCCGAGAUCCAGAUUCUCUCUGGUCUGCUAGCAUCAGCCGAUGACGGCUGGCCGGGAUGCAGAGCAAACAAUGACCACUUAAUGGGAACUACCAACCACCUUGUCGAGUUCAUCGUUGCGAAGCUCAAUCGACCACAUGUACGCUAGGCGUUCCCACUACGGUGCACUACGAUGCAAGCGAUCUCGCAGUUGCGGCAAUACUCGACGCUCACUUGACUUGCUCUGCCUCGCUAGCGUACCAACAAUUGCCCACUUCUCCUGGGCUUC